Molecule: messenger RNA, 1237 nt
Organism: Hansenula anomala
Lineage: Eukaryota; Fungi; Ascomycota; Saccharomycetes; Phaffomycetales; Wickerhamomycetaceae
Gene: SFA1
Product: bifunctional alcohol dehydrogenase/S-(hydroxymethyl)glutathione dehydrogenase
Exons: 2
Coding region: 1-1158 (385 amino acids)
Biological process (GO): formaldehyde catabolic process
Cellular component (GO): cytosol
Molecular function (GO): zinc ion binding; S-(hydroxymethyl)glutathione dehydrogenase [NAD(P)+] activity
Source: RefSeq, a predicted model, not a curated record
AUGUCUGAAUCUACUGUUGGAAAAACAAUCACCUGUAAAGCUGCUAUUGCCUGGGAAGCUGGUAAACCUUUAUCAAUUGAAGAAAUUGAAGUGUUGCCACCAAGAGCUCAUGAAGUCCGUAUCAAAGUGACAAACACUGGUGUCUGUCACACUGACGCCUACACCUUAUCUGGUGUUGAUCCUGAAGGUGCCUUCCCUGCAAUCUUGGGUCAUGAAGGUGCUGGUAUUGUCGAAAGUGUUGGUGAAGGUGUUACAAGUGUUAAACCUGGUGAUUCUGUUAUCGCUCUAUACACUGCUGAAUGUAAAGAGUGUAAGUUUUGUAAAUCUGGUAAAACCAACUUAUGUGGUUCUGUUAGAGCUACCCAAGGUAAAGGUGUUAUGCCAGAUGGAACAGUUAGAUUUAAACAUAAAGAAUCUGGUAAAGAAUUGUUACAUUUCAUGGGUUGUUCCACUUUUUCACAAUACACUGUUGUUGCUGAUGUCUCUGUUGUUGCUGUUAACCCUGAAGCUCCAAAAGAUAGAACUUGUUUAUUAGGUUGCGGUGUCACUACUGGUUAUGGUGCUGCUGUCAUCACUGCAAAUGUUCAAGAAGGUGAUAAUGUUGCAGUCUUUGGUGCUGGUGCAGUUGGUUUAUCUGUCGUGCAAGGUGCUGCUCAAAGAAAAGCUAAUAAAAUCAUUGUUGUUGAUAUAAAUGAUUCUAAAAAAGAAUGGGCUGAAAAAUUCGGUGCUACUGAUUUUGUUAAUCCAACUAAAUUACCUGAAGGUCAAUCAAUUGUUGAUAAAUUGGUUGAAAUGACUGAUGGUGGGUUAGAAUUCACUUUUGAUUGUACUGGUAACGUUACAGUCAUGAGACAAGCUUUAGAAGCUUGCCAUAAAGGUUGGGGUCAAUCAAUUAUCAUUGGUGUUGCAGCUGCUGGUAAAGAAAUUUCAACAAGACCUUUCCAAUUGGUCACUGGUAGAGUUUGGAAAGGUUCUGCCUUUGGUGGUGUUAAAGGUAGAACUCAAUUACCAGGCUUUGUUGAAGAUUAUUUACAAGGUAAAUUAAAAGUUGAUGAAUUUAUUACUCAUCGUCACCCAUUAAGUGGUAUAAACACUGCUUUUGAAGAUAUGCAUAAAGGUGAUUGUAUUAGAGCUGUUGUUAACUUGUUUGAUAAUUAGCAAUUAAAGUCAUCAAAGUUAUAAGACAAAUACAAUUCAUCAAUAUUUAAUAUUUUAGGGCAUGAAUCAUGCUCAUGGG